Synchiropus splendidus (mandarinfish) is the source of this 3772-nucleotide messenger RNA. It is a transcript of the gene fbxo42, whose product is annotated as F-box protein 42. The record is from RefSeq and is a predicted model, not a curated record. The transcript is spliced from 11 exons. The coding region runs from base 711 to 2813 and encodes 700 amino acids. Gene Ontology annotation, molecular function: protein binding. Lineage: Eukaryota; Metazoa; Chordata; Actinopteri; Syngnathiformes; Callionymidae.
UUUACUGGUUGGUUCGCUUUCACAACAGCAAAAACAGACAAACGCCUGACACAUCGGAUACACGGCGACCUGUUUUACAAUAGAGUGUCAUACUAAGGCUUGUGCCCGUCUAUACAAGUAUUUUUAAAUACUAGUUCCGCCCGAUUUUUUUGUGCAGUGCCCGUAAAAUCCCGUGAUGUGUUCAAGUGCUGUCAGAAGAGUUGGAAAGGAAGCACUGAAAUUACACAGUAGAACGAGAUGCAGUCUACCCCAACUGGAUAUUUGAAAAUUAAGUCAAAUUGGCACGCCGUUAAAACUAUAUGUGCAUAUACAGUAUAUAAACUAGAACCUCUUUCAUCUACAAUGGAUACGACAUUCCAUUCGUAACUUUAAUUGUAAUGGUGCAAUUGGAAUUUCGUCAUACGCCGACUUUAUUCCUGUAACUUCAAUUGAAUAUUAUAUUUACACUUAGGCUCAAAAUCGUAGUUCUUUUUUUUACCCACCUCCAAACGGGAGCUUGUGUGUAAUUAUGUGCAGGGGCGGAGGCGCCGGGGACCCACCCUGGCGGCGGAGUCAGUUAGCGGCCAGUCGCUGCUGCUGGAGGACGCUGCUCAUAGAGCGGAAGAUGGCGACAGUUUGGAGGCUGCGCAGGAACAUCCGGAGCUGAUACCGGGAGGAAGCAGUGGAGAGGCUGAGAGUGGAAAAGACCACGUUUCGAAACAAAGUCAAUUAUGUCCCGCUCUUUUGACAACGAUGAUGGAUGCUUUGUUGCCAUGGAUACAGAGGACAAUGGUGCAGAAGCAGACAAAAUGACAGAAAACUCGGACGAGAAGAUGGGGUCUUGUCGACAAGAAGGGAACCUGGACAGUGGUGCCCAGGGCGUUGACAGAUCAAUGGUGGAGCUGCCAGAGGAAGUUCUUGAAUAUAUUUUGUCCUUCCUCUCACCGUAUCAGGAGCACAAAACGGCUGCCCUUGUGUGUAAACAAUGGUAUCGUCUAAUUAAAGGUGUUGCUUAUCAGUGCUAUCAUGGCUUUUUGCGAGCUGUCCAGGAGGGAAACAUCCAGUGGGAGAGCCGGACAUACCCGUAUCCUGGAACUCCCAUUACUCAGCGCUUUUCACACAGUGCAUGUUACUAUGACUCCAACCAGUCAAUGUACGUGUUUGGUGGCUGCACUCAAAGUAGCUGUAAUGCUGCCUUCAAUGACUUGUGGAGACUUGACCUCAACAGUAAGGAGUGGAUCCGACCUUUGGCCUCAGGUUCUUAUCCAUCUCCUAAAGCUGGAGCCACGCUAGUGAUGCACAAAGAUCUAUUAGUUCUGUUCGGUGGGUGGACCCGCCCUAGUCCGUACCCUCUGCACCAGCCUGAACGUUUUUUCGAUGAAAUCCACACAUACUCUCCCUCUAAAAACUGGUGGAACUGUAUAGUGACCACACAUGGCCCCCCACCCAUGGCUGGCCACUCCUCCUCUGUUAUUGGAAACACAAUGGUGGUGUUUGGAGGAUCUUUAGGAGCUCGGCAGAUGAGUAAUGAAGUGUGGGUUCUUGACCUGGAGCAGUGGUCGUGGUCCAAGCCAGCCAUAUCUGGCCCAUCACCGCAUCCCAGAGGAGGACAGUCACAAAUUGUGGUCGACGAACAUACGCUGCUCAUUUUGGGAGGCUGUGGAGGCCCCAAUGCUCUGCUCAAAGAUGCUUGGUUGCUUCACAUGGAGUCGCCACCAUGGAGGUGGCAGCAGCUGCAAGUGGAAAAUGAAGACCAUGGUGCACCUGAACUUUGGUGUCACCCAGCGUGCAGGGUGGGCCAGUGUGUGGUGGUUUUUUCGCAAGCCCCAUCAGGUCGCGCACCUUUAAGUCCAAGUCUUAAUUCCCGGCCUUCCCCCAUAAGUGCCACACCAGCCCCUUUGGGCCCAGAGCCGCCUUCUCUGCGCUCUCAGUCCCCGGUGCGGAGUGGGGCUGCUGGGGUCGUCCUGGGAGCUGUGGAGGAGGCUCCUUGUGUGAAUGGUCGGUGGGGUACUCUAAGACCACGACCUUCAGCAAGAGGCAGUGCCAGAGAAUGCAGUCCGUCUUCAUCGCAACAACCAUCUCCAUCUCAAGGUCCUGACAGCCCCCCUCUGUCCCAACUCCCCCAAUUAUUGAAUGGGUCGUCUCCUUCUCCCCGAACCAGCCCAGCUCAGGCUGCCUCACCCCCCCUUCGUCCUCACCCCCACACAUCCACAGACUAUGGUUGGGAGUCUCCUCCUUCAUCUGCUACUCACACCGAGGUGCUCAGCACAAAUGGACUACACACCCCUCCUUCUUGCUCUCCACGCACUCCCCCUGGGGCAGUGUCUCCGGCUGCCUUACGACGAGGUCUGGAGGCAGUCAAAAACAAAUCUUCACAGUCUACAUCAUUGUCUUCCCUUCAAAACCAGGGAGCUUCAUCUGGCAGUGGGAGUGCUGGAGGUGCAGGGGCUCCUGGUACUCCUCCAUCCUCUUCCUCCAGUCCUCCUCAGGCUUCCGCUGAUGGACACUCUAUCCCUCCUAUUGCACGGCGUCUCGGCCAUCACCCACCUCAGAGCCUGAACGUAGGGAAACCUUUGUAUCAAUCCCUGAACUGCAAGCCCAUGCAGAUGUACGUGUUAGACAUGUCUCGGGCCAAAUCUGCCUCCGUAGUGUCCUGGAGAGUUUACGGAAACGGGACUCCUGCAGCGGUCAUCGGACCACCAGAGACCAGCCUUCACACAGUGGUGCAGGGAAGGGGAGAGCUUAUCAUUUUUGGUGGCCUCAUGGACAAAAAACAGAAUGUGAAGUACUACCCCAAAACCAACGCCUUGUACUUUGUGCGUGCAAAAAGGUAAUGCAGCUCCCAACAGAACGACGAGGGGAACAAAAGAUACUGCACACAUGGAAAACGACACUCAAGGCCUUUAUCUUUCUGGAAGGAUCUAUGCGAUGAACCGUAAUCGUUGUUUGAUGUUCUACUUGACAAGUGAACAAUUCUUCCUACUGGCUUCUGCAAGCUUUCAAAAUAAAACACUUAAACUACACUUUGAUAAAUGCAGGUAUGAAUGAGUGUUUGGUGUGUAUGUCUGUGUGCGUUUGUGAGUGUGUUAGAGUAAAAACGUACCAGAGAGCUGUACAACUUUCUCUUGGUCCCCCUGAGGCAAUUGACUGGUUGUUUUUAUUUUUUUAUUUUGGUGUGAUCUCCCUCUCAAAUCAACAGAUGUUGUUAUGACCACAUAGCUUUUGGUAUUGCUUGUUGAACCCGCAAUGUUUACAUCCAAAACAGUGUGUGUAUGUGAGUGUGCAUGGUAUUGGUCAACAGUUGUGGACUAAUGUGUCAAGCUCAUAGUGGAUGAGAUGCGACACUGUACUUCUAUAAGCUUAGAUUAACAAUAAAGGCACUCCAUCUCUACCGAAGGCUUUCGCUUUCCUGAUGUUUUCUGGUGUAAACGGUCUCCCGGCUUUAUCCACAGUCAUCAAGUGGAGAAGUUUACAGUUCAGAUUUUUGGAGAAAUAAAUGUAUCAAAUACAAAUUGAUCUUGUGUUAACUUUUUGGAAUUUUUUAAAGUGGCUAAUUUUACCCACCACAGUGUAUAAAAAGGCAAAAUCUUUUUGUGGAAUAAAGCAAGGCAUUAACAAUUCUAACACAAAGUUUGUUGGUAUAAUGAUAAAUUACAUGCAAUGUGAAAGUUCUGAAACAACACUUCCAUUUGAAGUUACCUUGUUAAUCUAAGAAUAAAUGUGUUUCAAAUGCUGGUGCGUGGACAAAGGAGAGGAGACAGACAACCACAGAGGUUCAUUGUUUUGAUGAAAG